AUGAGAAAGGUUCUCCACCGUAACCUUCUGAUCCUUUUCGGGAUCACAUUUCCCGGUUUAUAUGCGAUGUUUGCGACGAAUAUUCUCAUGUAUUUGCACGUGUUUCAAAUUUUACCCACAUUAAGCCUUGCUUCCACCGAUCAUCCUUCGCUUCUCGUCAUCGCAUCUUGUUCAAAAUUCACGGUUUUCGUGUGUAGCGGAUUAGCUUUCCUCUUGUUCCCUUUUGAACGUCUCAUGGCUACGGUGUUUGUGGCGAACUACGAGAAGCCAAGAUUCCUUCUCGUUCCUCUAUUCUUCGCAUUAGUUGAAUAUUUGAUAGCAAUUAGUGCUGGGUAUAUAUUUGCUUUUAAAGUGGUUUCAAAUAAUGCGAUAGUAAUCGCAGGAAUGCCCGCCGUUACAUCGGUUGUCUUGGUUGCCCAGCUGGUUCUCUCCUAUAAUAAGAAGCUCGAAAGGGAAAUGGAGAAGAAUUGGCGAAAAACCGGCUACACUUUGGGGAAACGAUUUCAAGUCAAUGAGAAUAUUCACAGUCUGAAAAUAAUCUCUCGUAUCCUUUGGUAUAUGAUGAUUUGUGUCAUCGUAAUGGCUUCACUCUUCAUUUUGUGGACGAAUUUGGAGAUGACGUCAAAAUGGAGGAAUUUGAUUGGAGCAACUCUUGAUCUGUGCAUCACAAUGUUUAUUUUAUCAAUGAUCACCUCGAUUUUUAUGAUCAACAAAAAUUGGUUAAUAAUUUGGCGGCAACAAUGGAAAUUGUUUCUGAAAAAGACCAAAAUUCUUCCCACUGACUCGAAGAAGAAUAUUCCCUUGGUCGAGGCUUACAAGCCUGGUAUUGCAAAAGAACAACAACAAAACGAGCACUUCCGUCAACUCCACUCGCAAUGGAAUCAACGAAGAGCCACUAUUUUGCAUUCGUCAAAGAUGUCUUCCUCAAAAAUGCAAUCGAAAAUCUCAAUUUAUGAAUUAUCGCUCGAGAUGAGAAGACAAAACCUUGCAAUAAAGUUU
Molecule: messenger RNA, 999 nt
Organism: Mesorhabditis belari
Lineage: Eukaryota; Metazoa; Nematoda; Chromadorea; Rhabditida; Rhabditidae
Source: the annotation of a GenBank genome assembly